UUCUAACUCAAAUGUCAACCUGAUUUUAGAUAGUAUUUAAAUGAGAUCAAGAAAUCCAGUUAUAUGUAGGCCUAGUCCUGUAUAUUUUAUACAUGUACUAAAUGCACUGUAGACAAGCAUUUAUGUUUAAUAGUUACAUUUUUCUGGGAUACUUUUUUAUUGUGUGAUUUCUAUUUUCAGGAAAAUGCAAUGGUAACAAAAAAAAAAAAAAGACCAAAAACAUAAUCCAACAGAAGAUUAUGGCUGCGGUGAAACAAAGCUGCACUCAAAUAAAUGAACCAAGACCUGCUGUGGGAGUGCUGAAGGAUUCAAGUGUACCAAGUCCUUCGUCUCCUCAGCCAUGUAAGAGGUCAGACAUGGCUGAAGAGAUCAAAGAGUUAAAAAAUGAAAUUAAAGAGCUUAAAGAAGAUUUAAAAUAUGAGCGUCGCUUCAGGAUAAAAGCAGAGAGAGAGCUGAGGGAGUGGAAAGAAAUGCAUGCUGUUGUGCAGGAGCUAAAAGGCACAGUAGGAGAAAUAAAGAUGUGCAUUUCAAAGCACAAGCCUGACACUCUGCAGACCUCAUCUUCUCAAAAAAUCGGUUCUCAAAUUCAAGAACCAUGCUCUGCUCAAGGAAGUAAGCAGGUAGUCGAUUACAUCAAUUUGGGGGAGGGGGUGCGGAUCAAGAGAAGCCAGUUUGAUAGGAUCAACACCCAAGAUUUUAAAAAAAAUUACCAGCGAGCUUUUCCUUGUAACCUUUGGGCGAGAAACACUUGCCACUCACUCUCUAAAUGGAAGAAAGGCACCCAAUGCAGAGACCAGCAAGGAGGCACUUCCAGCUCACACAGUGUCCGUCUUAAUAGACUAUAUCCAAAAGAAAUUCAGUGUGUCUUCAUCUGAUGUAAAGGCAGUCAUAAGAACCAAGCUUAACAACGAGGACAAGCUAUUCAAAAAACGAAACCUUCCUGAGUAAUGGAAAUAGACUAUAAAGUGUUUAUUUGCAAAUGAUUAAUUUAUUCAUUUAAUUUCUAACUCUCAGCCGGUUAUUUAAAGUUUAAAUUAAAA
Molecule: messenger RNA, 1040 nt
Organism: Carassius carassius (crucian carp)
Lineage: Eukaryota; Metazoa; Chordata; Actinopteri; Cypriniformes; Cyprinidae
Exons: 5
Coding region: 240-875 (211 amino acids)
Source: RefSeq, a predicted model, not a curated record